Messenger RNA from Strigops habroptila (Kakapo), 1212 nucleotides. Its product is annotated as neuronal PAS domain-containing protein 4-like. Bases 355 to 1212 code for a protein of 285 amino acids. The record is from RefSeq and is a predicted model, not a curated record. The transcript has 5 exons. Gene Ontology annotation, biological process: regulation of transcription by RNA polymerase II. Gene Ontology annotation, molecular function: RNA polymerase II transcription regulatory region sequence-specific DNA binding; DNA-binding transcription factor activity, RNA polymerase II-specific; protein dimerization activity. Lineage: Eukaryota; Metazoa; Chordata; Aves; Psittaciformes; Psittacidae.
GCACUGCUCACUGCUCCAGGUGUCUCUGGUGCGUUUCCUUGUUGUAUCAGCUCCCUUUCGCAGCACCAGCUCAGUCAUGAGUGAUGCUGGAGAGCUGCUGCUGGGCGGCCAUGGGCCCUCAGCUUCUCAUGGACAUUCUGCUGGGCUGGCAACAACUGGGGCAGGAGCUGGGCGGAUGUGUGCCCCGCAGGGAGAUCCCUGCUACCUUCAUCAGCACCCCCUCCUGAGAGGCCAGGAGAGGUAACACUGCACACCCCAGGAGGGUACAAAAGGAGGCUGGGAGGGAGCAGCAGGGUCAGCAGGUUCGGAGGCAGCCAGAGGCGAAGGAGAGAGCAGCAUCCCAGUGCCAGCAGCAUGACCAUCUUCUGCAGCCACUGCCACAGGCCGCUGCAGGCAGAGACGAGCUGCCUGCCCAGGAGGGGCAAGCAGGUGCCCAGCGCCUCCAAGCCAUUCAGGUCAACCAAGAGCGCCUCCAAGGCCCGCCGGGACCAGAUCAACAUGGAGCUGCAGGCGCUGCGCUCCCUGCUGCCCAUCUCCGCACGGGAGAAGGAGCGGCUCUCCUACCUCCACACAAUGGCCCUGGUGUGCCUCCAGCUGCGGGGGGCUCAGCUCUUCCCUCCAGGUACCCACAGCACCGCUGCACCCCACAUAAGCUUGGCUCUGCGUGAGGCACUGCUCCUGCUCCACUGCAACAGCGCUUCACGCUGUGAUCCAUUCCCUGCAGACCCCCCUCCUCCUGCAGGACCAGCCCUCGGCACAGAGCUGCUCUCCCUGCUCCCAGGGUUCCUGCUGGUGCUCUCAGCCGAUGGCAAGCUGGUCUAUGUCUCAGAGAACGUGGCUCAGGUCCUGGGCCUCUCCAUGGUGGAGCUGCUUGCCCAGGGGGACACGGUCUUUGACAUCCUAGACCAGCAAGCCCAUGAGGAUGUGCGCAAGAAGCUCCUCCUCGCCCAGGAGGAGCCGGGCAGGGAAGUCACGUUUGUGUGUGAGAUGCGCACGUCCAAGGCCUUUCAGCUGCAACACGGGGGGAACCGGGCCGUGGCGGUGCACGGGCGCUUCACAGCCUUGCGCUGGCCGCCCUCCCGCUCCACUGCAGCCUUCCUGGCCCUCUGCACCCCGGUGAGGCGGCUGCCUGCGGACGCUGGCUCCCAGGAUGAGCUGUUCCAGAGCACACACAGCCUAGACAUGACGUUCAUUGAUGCCACAGAGAGGUGA